AUGGAAGGAAUAAGAAGAAGGUUAUUGUCUCCAAUUAUUGUUCUUCUCUUCUUCUUCUUCCUCAUUGGCUACUCUUCUUCUGUGCUUGGAAUGAAGCUGAAGCAAUACAAGCCUUGCAAGGAAUUGGUGUUAUACUUCCAUGACAUUCUUUACAAUGGCAACAAUGCAGCAAAUGCAACUGCUGCCAUUGUAGCAGCUCCAGAAGGGUCUAACCUUACCAUUUUAGCUCCACAAAACCAUUUCGGCAAUAUCGUCGUGUUCGAUGAUCCAAUCACGGUAGACAACAAUUUACACUCCCCGCCGGUUGGCCGUGCACAAGGUCUCUACAUCUAUGAUAAGAAAGAAACAUUCACCGCUUGGUUAGGGUUCACUUUUGUACUUAACAGUACAGACCAUAAGGGUACCAUUAAUUUCAUGGGAGCAGAUCCAAUACUGGUGAAAGCUAGGGACAUUUCAGUAAUUGGUGGUACUGGGGAUUUCUUCAUGCAUAGGGGAAUCGCGAUGGUGAUGACCGAUUCGUUCGAAGGAGAUGUGUAUUUCCGACUUCGCGUUGAUAUCAAAAUGUAUGAGUGCUGGUAAAGAAUUUUCUAUACGCUUCAUGUACGGUUAGG
Messenger RNA from Telopea speciosissima, 611 nucleotides. Its product is annotated as disease resistance response protein 206-like. The transcript has a single exon. Bases 1 to 579 code for a protein of 192 amino acids. The record is from RefSeq and is a predicted model, not a curated record. NCBI's taxonomy places the organism in Eukaryota, Viridiplantae, Streptophyta, Magnoliopsida, Proteales, Proteaceae.